AUGAUAGGUUUCAGACCACACCUAUUCACUCAGGACGUUAUGAAAAUGCUGAAACAUCACAUUAUAGAUCAGGAGACGAAGGACAUUAGGGCCAUUCUCGGCCUCGAUCUUGAGAAGGCCUUUGACAAUGUUUCGCGCUCCCACAUACUUGACUCCAUCUCUCGCCUCAACCUAGGAGCCAACUUUCACAAGAUCACCAGCUCGUUCCUCACGGGUAGAAGAGCCACUAUCAAGCUAGGGGAUCUCAAGUCUGAGUCCUACGAUCUUGGUCCCUUCGGCACACCACAGGGCUUAGUCUUCUCCCCACUGCUGUUUAACAUUGCCAUCUGCGACCUUGCUGCCGAGCUCUCAUGCCAGGAAGGCAUCAAGUUCGCCAUCUACGCGGAUGAUGGAGCGUCGGUGGCUCGGAGGGCUGCGUGGAGAGCUCCCUUCAGGCGGCCGUCGACUGUGUUGAAGCUUAUAUAA
Messenger RNA from Rhipicephalus sanguineus (brown dog tick), 465 nucleotides. RefSeq lists its product as uncharacterized. NCBI's taxonomy places the organism in Eukaryota, Metazoa, Arthropoda, Arachnida, Ixodida, Ixodidae. The coding region runs from base 1 to 465 and encodes 154 amino acids. The transcript has a single exon. The record is from RefSeq and is a predicted model, not a curated record.